Messenger RNA from Paraphaeosphaeria sporulosa, 896 nucleotides. RefSeq lists its product as uncharacterized. The transcript is spliced from 2 exons. The coding region runs from base 275 to 760 and encodes 161 amino acids. Lineage: Eukaryota; Fungi; Ascomycota; Dothideomycetes; Pleosporales; Didymosphaeriaceae. The record is from RefSeq and is a predicted model, not a curated record.
AAUCGAGGUUUUGCUGCUGGCUCUCCUAUUGCAGUGCAACCUCUGACUCCUCUUCGGCCUUAAGCGGAUGGCCUAAGAUAGUGGCAGGUGUUAAACAAGUCUCACCACUGCGCUUUGCGUAGUCGUAUAACAUAGCAGCACGGUGAACAACACCCACCUUUGUUAUUAAACGCGCAGCAAAUUACGGCAGCUCUACUGCAACCACCUUGCGAGAAAUUUCGCUGAAUAGUGAGGGGGCAUAUAGAAUUUCGUCGGUGUCGUGUAGCCUGAGAAAAUGCAUUUCCUCAAGCUACACGACACCAAGUCUCCAUUCCGGUGUCUUAGUCUUCUGCCGCUCUUCCAACCAUCCACCGCACUCCCUAAUCCCCAAGAUUCCCACACAAACCCAGCAUCCGCCGGUACACAUGACCUCAUCUCACAUUUUCAAUACUUCCUGACUCCAAACCCGCCGACAUGCCCGACUAUGCUCAUCAACCCAGACCGGACACCUUACCGCCUCUCGAAACCUUCGCCAAGCGGUCCCCCACUCCCACCGGAAUCAUCCGUAUACCGCCCGCAUCUCCCAAACCAGCAUCGAGUGCCUCUGAGCCUCGAUGUAAGUCGGCUACCACGGCCGACGGCUUGCCACGUAUGUUCAGAGGACGUGGUAUACAAGGCUCUUGCGAGCCAUGCUCUGCUGCUUACUUCGAGGCUACAAGGUCGCGCCGAGAGAGCGACAUCCUUUCGAACCGGUGACAGGCUUUUUUUACCAAGUAGCUAAAGGUCACGCUUCAUAUGGCACGCACCGUAGAAGACAGACACAAAGGUCAAGGAGUAGAACCGGUGGUGCUGCGAGAGUGGAUGCUGAGACAGUUGGUUUUUUUCUGUGCAGCCGAGCGUGUAAAAUGCUUAGGAGU